Messenger RNA from Magnolia sinica, 2036 nucleotides. Its product is annotated as basic leucine zipper 23-like. Gene Ontology annotation, biological process: regulation of transcription by RNA polymerase II; DNA-templated transcription. Gene Ontology annotation, molecular function: RNA polymerase II cis-regulatory region sequence-specific DNA binding; DNA-binding transcription factor activity, RNA polymerase II-specific. The coding region runs from base 814 to 1662 and encodes 282 amino acids. The transcript has 2 exons. The record is from RefSeq and is a predicted model, not a curated record. Lineage: Eukaryota; Viridiplantae; Streptophyta; Magnoliopsida; Magnoliales; Magnoliaceae.
GCUGAUUUUUCUAGGGUUUUAAAUCUCUGACGCUCACAUUCGCAUCAGAACUCGAGAAUUCCCACUUGGGUAUUUCUCGAAACCCUAAUUUCCGAAAUGCGCAUCCGGCUCUCGAGCAGAUUCCAGAAAUUCUCCUACUCCAUGUAGAUUUUUUUAUCGGGAUCGUCUCUUUCCAAUCCCCAUUUUGGAUUCGGUAGAAAUCGCGUCACAAAAAUAUAAUUCUCUCAUCAAAAUCAUACAAAUUCGCAUCUGGGUUAUGCUGAAAUUCCGAAAUUUCUCAUCCCUUUCGUAGCCAUUAUUAGGUUUUGUGGGGAUUCUCGUGGGACCCACUUCGUCUUGGCAAGGAUCCACCAAGAAAUCCAACUCAAAUUGUCGUUUUUGCCCUCGUUGGAUAAACAAAAUUUCUUCUUGGUCACUCUCCGAUUCCUGAAUUUCUUUGCAUUUUUGCAGGCGUUCUAAGGUUCUUGAGAGCUUUUUGCGACAACUAUUUCGUUUCUCUGGAAAGCUGUCCAAGAAAUUCAACUCCUCUGAACCUUGUCGCUCAUCCGAAUCUCAUCAAAACCAGAAAUUCGCAUCUGGGUUUGGCUCAAAAUCCAAACUUUCCUUGGAUAUCUGAUUUCGUAGGGUUUGCUAUCACGCCUGUAUCUCCUAGGCAAACACAGGCGAAGAAUUCCAACUCCCCUGCUUUCUUUCUUAUCCUUUCAACUUUGAAAUCCUAAAUUUCCAUUUGGGUCAUGCUUGAAAUCAUUCGUUCUUAUUCUCUCUAGAUUUUUGCUCUAAUCUUUUAUUUUGGCAACACCUCUCGAUUUGAUCAUGGACGACGGAGAGCUCGAUUUCUCUAACCAGGAUGUUUUUGCGAGCCAGAACAUUGGCGGGGUUGGCGAUGAGCAGUUUCCCAGCAGCUGUUCGAUGGACAGCUUGUUUGACGAGUACCUCAAAGACACCCAUGCUUGCACACACACCCACACCUGCAACCCGCCUGGCCCCGACCUUUCCCACACCCAUACCUGCUUCCAUGUCCACACCAAGAUCCUCUCGGCCUCCGCCGAUGAUAAAACUGCCACAGAUGACACUGCUGAAUCUGCGGAAAAGACCUCAAAGAAACGCCCACUGGGCAAUCGGGAAGCUGUCCGCAAGUACCGUGAGAAGAAGAAGGCACGUGCUGCAUCUUUAGAGGAUGAGGUCAUCCGGCUGCGGGCCCUUAACCAGCAGCUCAUGAGGAGGUUGCAGGGGCAGGCUGCGCUUGAGGCAGAAAUUGCACGGCUGAAGUGCUUGCUUGUGGAUAUCAGGGGGAGGAUCGAAGGGGAGAUUGGAUCCUUCCCUUAUCAGAAGUCCCGGAAGGGAGGAGAGGGGGUUCCGAAUCCCGGGCCCCACCAAAACAUGUCCGGAGGGUAUGUGUUGAAUUCGUGCGAUUUGAGGUGUGAUGAUGAUCAAAUUUAUUGCUUGCACCCUGGGGUGGAAGGGAAGGACAGUGAAGUUGGUGGUGGCGGAUUGGGUGAGCCAGGGUUCAGUGCCUGUGACAUCGGGAACGUUCAGUGCAUGGGGAGCCCUAAUCUGGGAUGGAAGGAGUUUUUGGGUUGCGGGAAUGGGAACAUGGGGCCAACUAGCAUUUCAUCGACGAUGAGUGGGAGAAAAGGAGCUUGUGCAUCAACAGAGGGUUGAAGUACCAUUCACAUGAGAUGGCUGUGGGUACAUAUGUUCUACCAAUAAGUAGUCUAGUAGAAUUGCACUUUUGGUUUGUCUACAACUAUUAUUUUUUGGUUCUUGUCGUAAGGGGCUGCUUAUUUUCCUUUCGGUUAAGCUUACUCUUGAAGACAUUAUUUAUACCUUCUGGUUGCUUUUGUUGGUUGCGUCUAUUCAAUCCUAGGUAUCAAUUUAAGCCGGCAGGCUUUACAGAUGUGUUUGGCAAUUGGUAUUGUAUUUAGCUGAUUAGGCAAAUGAACAGAUAUGGAUGUUGUAGCUGUAUAUCAACUGCCAUCUUUCCAAGCCCAAUAUUUUCUAUCAAUAAAAUGGAUUCCCUUUCUUGGUUCCGUUCA